AUGAACGAGUUCUGCCUCCCCACGCUUUCUGCGUUCUCCUCUCCAACAUUUGUUCGGUCCCGCUGCGUACUCGGUUGUGCUUUGGCCCUCGGACCUCAGAACUUCUGGGCUUCCUACUUCCUACCUGUGUGGGACAAGGAAAGCGCUCUGGGGCCCGCGGGGCAGGUGGGCGGGGCCGGGAGUUCACAGUUCACAAAGCUCCGGCUCACACUAACGUCAGGGGCGGGGCGGAGGCAGGACGCGGGCUCUUGGGGACCUGCAGCGGGGACGCAGCAUAGCAGAGGCGCAACUCUGGCUCGGGAGCCGGCCUUCCUCUGCGCGUUCCGUUUUCGCCUGAGUGCCCCCGGGCAACCCAGGAGAGUCACUGACGCUUCCAGUUUCGCCGCCCGCGGGCGGGGUGGGGACUGUCGGGCCACGGCGGAGAGACCUUCAUCAUGUCAGACGAUAAAGCACUUGCGCGAGGUGCCGGAGACCAAGAUGAUAACAGGUUCUGCAUCCUCGGAGUCAACCAACCGUGGGUCAUCUGACUGUAUUAAGAGCUUAGAAGAUGCCUGGUGGUGGUGCAGUGUAGAAGACUCCAUGCUCCCAAUGCAGGGGCCCAGGGCUUCCCUGGUGGCGCAGUGGUUGAGAAUCUGCCUGCUAAUGCAGGGGACACGGGUUCGAGCCCUGGUCUGGGAAGAUCCCACAUGCUGCGGAGCAACUAGGCCCAGGAGCCACAACUACUGAGCCUGCGUGUCUGGACCCUGUGCUCCGCAACAGGAGAGGCCGCGAUAGUGAGAGGACCGCGCACCGCGAUGAAGAGUGGCCCCCGCUUGCCGCAACUAGAGAAAGCCCUCGCACAGAAACGAAGACCCAACAUAGCAGUCAAUCAAUCAAUCAAUCCAAUAAAU
Molecule: messenger RNA, 890 nt
Organism: Balaenoptera ricei (Rice's whale)
Lineage: Eukaryota; Metazoa; Chordata; Mammalia; Artiodactyla; Balaenopteridae
Exons: 5
Coding region: 1-726 (241 amino acids)
Source: RefSeq, a predicted model, not a curated record